This is a messenger RNA of Theobroma umbraticum, 2088 nucleotides long. RefSeq names its product tubulin folding cofactor E / Pfifferling (PFI) (gene PFI). The record is from RefSeq and is a predicted model, not a curated record. Gene Ontology annotation, molecular function: protein binding. NCBI's taxonomy places the organism in Eukaryota, Viridiplantae, Streptophyta, Magnoliopsida, Malvales, Malvaceae.
CAAGUAUUAACUAACAAGAAAAUGGAGCAAAACUCGUGUUUCAUCCUCGGACAACGAGUCCACUCAUCGACCGAUCCACGCCGAGUGGGCACGGUCCAGUACGUAGGCAACGUGGAAGGAUACUCAGGCACGUGGGUCGGGGUCGACUGGGACAAUGAAGGAGAUGGCAAACACGAUGGCUCCAUCAAUGGAGUCCGAUACUUCCAAGCUGGAUCCCAAAAGUCAGGUUCCUUCGUUAGAGCCCAGAACCUCAGUCCAGGCAUUUCACUGCUUCAGGCUCUUAACCUUAGAUAUAAAUCCCACUCCACCAAAGAGGAUGAGGAUGAAAUGUAUGUUCUUUCAGCCAGCAACAAGCGUGUGUCUGUUCAAUUAUUGGGUAAACACAAGAUCGAAGAUAAGUUAAGUCGAUUUGAAGAGUUGAAAAGUGCUUCAAUAUCCUAUUUGGGUGUAAGCAGUCCUGGAGGCCCGGCUGAAAUUCGUGCUGCUGUGCCAAAUUUAAAGGAACUUGACUUGACAGGAAAUCUGAUUUCAGAUUGGAAGGAUGUUGGCACCAUAUGUGAACAGUUACCACAACUUGUAGCACUUAAUUUGUCUAAUAAUUUAAUGAUACAAAACAUCACUCAGUUGCCCCUACUUAAAGGCAUCCGUGUUUUAGUUUUGAACAAUACAGGCAUAAAGUGGUCACAGGUUGAAAUCCUUAAACAUUCAUUACCAGUGAUUGAGGAGUUACACAUGAUGGAGAAUAACAUAAGCACCAUAAAGCCAACAUCUUCAUCAGCCGUUCAAGGAUUUAAUUCUUUGCGGCUUCUGAAUUUGAAAGAUAAUUGCAUAGCUGAAUGGGAUGAAAUCUUAAAACUUUCUCAACUGAAAAGUUUGGAGCAGCUUUAUUUGAACAAGAACAAGUUGACUAGCAUCUUUUACCCAGAUAAUAAUAAAAUACAAGAAUUGCUCAGUAAUCAUGAGUCGUGUGAGGAAAGUUACUUGCCAUUUCAAAAUCUGCGAUGCCUUCUUCUUGGAAGUAACAACGUUAGUGAUCUGGCUUCAAUUGACUCGUUGAACUCAUUCCCAAAAUUGAUUGACAUCAGGCUUUCUGAUAACCCGAUAGCUGAUCCUGGAAGAGGUGGUCUCUCUAGAUUUGUUUUAAUUGCACGAUUAGCAAAAAUUGAAAUGCUAAAUGGGAGUGAGAUAAGUGGUCGCGAAAGAAAGGAGUCAGAAAUCCGGUAUGUACGCUCAGUAAUGUCAAAGUUGCCUGAUACUCCAGAAGAGAUUAAACGGCUUCAUCCCCGGUUCGUUGGGUUGAAGAAUUUUCAUGGGAUUGAGGAUGAAAGGCCAUCAGUGGGAGCAGCAGGCCCUCAGAAGAUGGCUUCAGGACUCUUGUCUGUCACUCUGAAAUGUGUGGGCCCAUCAAUCGGUGAGAAGCUUCCAUUGACAAAGAAAUUGCCAGCCACUACAACAGUUGGCAAGUUGAAAGUUCUUUGUGAAAGUUUCUUUAAACUAAAGUUCCUGAAGCUAAAAUUGUUUCUUCAAGAAGAGGGUUCUCCUUUACCAAUGCUGCUUGAUGAUGAAAUGGCAUCUUUAAUGGACAUUGGGGUUGGCACUGAGUCAACUAUUCUUGUGGAUGAAGAGAGUUAAUGAGCAAUUUGAUGGAGUUGAUUUAAGUUAUGAUGUUCCAUGCUUCAGAAUAUUCAAGGAUGCUAGAAUGCAAGUUGCUUGGAUUAUGCUUUUGGCAUGAAAUUUUUCUUAAUAGGAGUUACUACACGACGCAUGCUGAGAUGAGGUCCGUUUUAGACUUUCCAGAAUCAAGAAAGAUACAAAAAUGAUGGGUUUUGAUUUGUUGUUGAAAUGGCUGUGUCACGUUCCUAAAACUACCAUGAAGGGAGGCCUCAAGUAAGACCAUACCAUGAGAGUGAACCUUAUAAGUUUAUGUAAUAUGGUAGGGAGGGACAGUUUUUGGCCCCCUUGUGUGAAUUUUAGCAUUAGCAUUCUAUGUGUUAUGGAUGGUAAGUGCACCUUGUUAUUGUGGCUUUUACAAUCUAUACUUUUGAUGAUUCAUGAUCAGGGCAGUAGAUUAUCGCCAAUUUUCUUCGA